GUUGUGCCAGAACUAAUAGACUUGGAUGUGCUCCGAAUAUUUGUUUUAGAAUUCCAAAAGUCGCCUUCCCAUAUCAAUGUCAAGGACAUUGCAGAAACUUCUUGAAGGAACUCGUAUCUCUAGAAAUUUGCUAAAAAUGGACAAAUGGUUGGCGCCCGUCCUCAGUAGUUUAUCUACGGAGUUUUCGGAUUGCCGUGUUAUCGUUGGCUCCACAACUUUCGAGUGCCAUAAAAUUAUUUUGUCCAGUGCCUCAGAGUUCUUUAAGGGCAUGCUGUUGAGCAAUUUCAAGUAAUCUAUUUCGGGGGAGAUUUACCUACAGAAAAUGCUAUCCUAAUGGAUCUGUACGAGUGCGGCAAUCAAUGGCUGGUACCGUCAAUAACCUCUGAUUGUCUGAGCGUGCUGACCGAACGUGCCAGAGCCAUGAAUCUGGAGGAACUUAUUGAGCUGUAUGAGUUUGCGCAUAACUGCGACAAUAAGUCCCUUAUUCAGACAAUUACUUCUCUUAUGAUGACUCAUCAUUUCAAGCAGUUGCUAUGUGAACGAGUCCUUUUGCUUGGCUCGGAUAUCUUUAUUCAAUAUAUGACCACGGUGGCCAAAAUGAGACCGGAAAUUGAACGUUAUAGGAUGAUUGAAAAAUACUUGGAAAUUAACGGAUUCCUGAAGGAUAUAAACGAUAAAGAAAACCGUGAAAUAAAUGAACUAAAUCAAUUGGACAGUAAUGAGGAUGAACUGAUUAAUGGCACAGAAAAUAUGAAAAUAGAACCAGAUACCGAAAAAGCGUCAGUGAAAAAUGAUAAAGCGAGCAGCGAGAUUAAAGGAAAGCUUAAAGCUGAUUUCGUCAAAUCCUUACUUAUUGCCAUAGACUAUACUAAAAUGAGUGUUAAGGAGUUCUACAAUGGUCCAGGAAAAUCUGAAUUGCUGACAUAUCAAUCCAAAUAUGAAACCCUAUACAAAAUUGUUGGGAAAAGAAGCCGCGCAAAACCUAUAAUGUUAGACGAUUAAGCGUUAAGUGAAUUAAUAUCAAUGUGUUUAAUAAAUAUAUUCUUUUUGUUGACAAUACGCAGGAAUACGUAAUAAACAGGUUUAUAAACCGUAAUUUUCUACACA
Drosophila virilis is the source of this 1107-nucleotide messenger RNA. RefSeq lists its product as uncharacterized. NCBI's taxonomy places the organism in Eukaryota, Metazoa, Arthropoda, Insecta, Diptera, Drosophilidae. The record is from RefSeq and is a predicted model, not a curated record.